Molecule: messenger RNA, 1120 nt
Organism: Rhododendron vialii
Lineage: Eukaryota; Viridiplantae; Streptophyta; Magnoliopsida; Ericales; Ericaceae
Product: non-specific lipid transfer protein GPI-anchored 5-like
Exons: 3
Coding region: 221-757 (178 amino acids)
Biological process (GO): lipid transport
Molecular function (GO): lipid binding
Source: RefSeq, a predicted model, not a curated record
CAACAAACCACAGAUUAGUCAUUAAGUUCCUAAUUUUACUGUUAAACAACUUCCAGAUUAGUUAGUUUGGUCACCCACAUUGCCUAUUAUCUCUCCUAUAUAAAUCCAAAAAAUACCCUUUUCAUUUUUCACAACUCUCACAGAUCACAAACUCUUGAAUACCCAACAAUCAAAUUUCAUUGAACUACAGAUUUUCUCUGCUGCCGUUCAAAAGUUUCCGAUGGCGAAUCGCAAAAUUGGGAUGGAAUUGGUACUCGUGGUGGCAGCGGUGGUGGUGGCGGUGCUGUGGGGAGGAGCAGCGGCUCAGUCCUCCUCGUCGAAUUCUUGUACGAAUGUGUUGAUGAGCAUGUCGCCGUGCCUUAACUACAUAACGGGAAACUCUUCGGAACCGUCUUCGAGUUGCUGCCAGCAGCUUGCCACUGUCGUGAGGUCGCAGCCGCAGUGCUUGUGCGCCGUGCUGAACGGUGGUGGGUCGUCGAUGGGGAUUAAUGUCAACCAAACUCUGGCUCUGGCCCUUCCUGCUGCUUGCGGUGUUCAGACUCCUCCCGUCAGCCGUUGUAAUGGUUCUUCUCCAACAGCCUCUCCCACAGGAAAAUCUCCAAACACUGUACCUUCAAAUUCAGGAACCGGGUCGAAAACCGUACCAUCAACAACAGAAAGCGGCACAUCAGAUGCAAGUUCUAUCCGGAUCACAAUUUCCAUGCUUUUUACCCUCCUGUUCGUUGCAUCUUACGCUUCAAUCUCCACAGUCUGCUGAGUUCUCUCACAUGUCUCACUACUCUAUCACUCCUAUAUGCACCAAAUUAAGUGUUAUCACUAGGACUCUAGGAGUACGGAAUUAGAUAACAAAAAAGCGCAUCGAAUACUUACAAAGGCGUGGGCGUCACAUUUUUUCCAAUCCCUCACCUUGUGACUAUCAUGUGUAGUUUUUCGCUAUCUAUUUUUGUGCACCUGGGUUUCCAUGUUCUUAAUAUAUUCCUUGCCUUUUUGUGUACGAUUAUUAUUAUUAUUAUUUUUACUGUAUUUUAUGACCUCUGUUGAGGGUUGAUUUCGAUUUGUAAGAGUUAAGAGAUCACUUCUUGGUCUCUUCCCUUGCCAAUAAAGAUGAUUUUCUGGUUUA